UACUACAGCAUAUAAAAGCGAAACACUAUACGCGCAUUUGUUCAACCUUAUCCAGCAAAUACAAAGCAACUCAGCUCUGUCUUUCUCUUCAAAAGCUAGUUAGUAAUCAAUCGUUGAUUAGCAGAAAUGGCAACUUCACUUGCUCUCAGGAGGGCCGCCGCCGCCUCAACUCUAUUCAGCAGGCGUGUUGCUCCCUCUGUUGUCAGAUCAUUCAAUACUAACACUCAGAUGACUGCUUUUGAUGAAGAUGAUCGUGCCGUUGACGUUGACCGCCGGGAUCGCUCUGUCUCUCGCCGUAGGGAUGCUUUCCCUACUUUCUUCUCAGAUGUGUUUGAUCCAUUUUCACCACCAAGGAGCGUGAGCCAGCUACUAAACAUGAUGGACCAAAUGAUGGAUUCUCCAUUUGCAACAGCACCUCGUGGUAUGGGCACCGGAGUCCUACCAAGGAGAGGAUGGGACGUGAAGGAGGACGACAACGCUCUGUAUUUAAAAAUGGACAUGCCUGGGCUUGACAAGGAGAACGUAAAGGUUUCAGUUGAGGAGAACAUGCUGAUUAUUAAAGGAGAAGGUGAGAAAGAAUCUGAGGAUGAAGAGUAUAGAAGGAGGUAUUCAACUAGGCUGGAAAUUCCUCCGAAUUUGUACAAAUUGGAUGGGAUUAAGGCAGAGAUGAAGAAUGGGGUUCUCAAAGUGGCUGUGCCGAAGGUGAAGGAAGAAGAGAGGAAGGAUGUUUUCAAUGUUCAAGUUGAGUGAGAUUUCAGUGCCUACUUUGGUUUUGUUCUAGCUAGGUUGGGCUUUAGUGAUCUCUGUGAGAAAAAUAAACGAUGACCUGCUAAAAAAAUGGAAAUACGGUUGUAAUUGUCUUUUUGGAUCAAUUGAAGUUGUUGAAUA
Messenger RNA from Lycium barbarum (goji berry), 888 nucleotides. Its product is annotated as small heat shock protein, chloroplastic-like. Lineage: Eukaryota; Viridiplantae; Streptophyta; Magnoliopsida; Solanales; Solanaceae. The record is from RefSeq and is a predicted model, not a curated record. The coding region runs from base 127 to 750 and encodes 207 amino acids. The transcript is spliced from 2 exons.